Phytophthora sojae is the source of this 1062-nucleotide messenger RNA. RefSeq lists its product as hypothetical. The coding region runs from base 1 to 1062 and encodes 353 amino acids. The record is from RefSeq and is a predicted model, not a curated record. NCBI's taxonomy places the organism in Eukaryota, Oomycota, Peronosporomycetes, Peronosporales, Peronosporaceae. The transcript has a single exon.
AUGAUGGCCCCCUUCAAGAAAAGUCUGUUCGUGUCCGCCGUGGCGGUGGCCCUGGCCACGGCCGUAGCGAGCGCGGAAGGAUACAGCACCGCCGCCGUGUCGACCAACUCGGCGUACCAGGCCAAGCGAAUGCUGCGACUGCAGGCCCAGGAGGUCGCGGAGGAGGAAAUGGCCGACGACUCGGAGUGCGGAUCCCUUGAAAUGGCUGAGGACGACUCGGAGUGCGGAUCGCUUGAAAUGGCCGAGGACGACUCAGAGUGCGGAUCCCUCGAGAUGGCCGAGAGCGACGACGGCUCGAACGCUAACACACCUCCCAGCUCGGGCGGCGACACCAACACUUGGACGCAGGCCCCGAGCACCAACACUGGAGGCUCCUCCAACAACUACUGGAGCGCCGGUAGCUCCGCCAACACUUGGAACUCGGGCGGCGACACCAACACUUGGACGCAGGCCCCGAGCACCAACACUGGAGGCCCCUCCAACAACUACUGGAGCGCCGGUAGCUCCGCCAACACUUGGAACUCGGGCGGCUCCACCAACAACUGGAGCGGUGGAUCGAACACUGGAAACACCGAAGGCUCGAAGCAAAUUGACGACCAGAACUCGGAGAGCUCCAAGAAGGAUGAGAACAAGGAUGAGAACUCGGAGAGCUCGAAGAAGGAUGAGAGCAAGGACGAAAAUAAGGAGGAGAACAAGGACGACGGCGGAAACACCGAGAAUGCUGCUGACACGAGCGUGCAGCAGCAGACCCAGGGGGAUAUUGGUGGCGAGUCGGACCCGGAGGUAGCUGGUGAGGCGAACCCGGAGAUCGGCGGCGAAGCUGACUCGGAGUGUGGAUCUCUGGCGAUGGCGGAGGAUGAUUCCGAGUGCGGCUCGCUGCAGAUGGCCGAGGAUGACUCGGAGUGCGGCUCCCUCGAGAUGGCCGAGGACUCGGAGUGUGGCUCGCUGGAGAUGGCAGAGGAUAACGGCGACAAGCAGGACUACAGCGGCUUCAAGUCGAACAUCGACUUCAGCACGUUCCAGGGCACGGACGCCAACGCCGGCACCGUGUCGCCGCAAUAG